GUGAUUUGUUGAUUCACCUGCCUCAAUAUUGCUCUGGUUACAAGUACACGAUAAUGUUGAUCAAGUUUGGAUAAAACCAUUUUAAACACACGAGGCAUACGAGUCGCAGAAGGAAAAUUUGGGGUUUGGACUAAAACAAGUAGCAACUGAGCGUCUCGCCCCUGCGGGAAACUGUACAUAACACAACAGAAAUAUCCAGCCAACUGAGAGGAGCAUUGAAAGAUGGGUGGUACUGCGUGUUUUCAACAGCCAGAUGUCUUACUGGAGAAGAAGUGAAAAAGGAAAAGAUACCGUGAAGGAUGUUGCCGUCAAAAAGAAGUAUUUUUGUUGUUAUCUUCUUAUUCCACAACGCACUUUUUCCAGAAGCUGAACGGUGUGACUACCCAGACAGGCUGGUUCAUCUAGAAGUGAAAAAUACCCACGAUUCUGAAGAAACAGUCACGUUUGUUUGCAGUAAAGGAUACAUUUUAAUCGGUAAUAAUAAUACUCGACGUUGUCUACCAGACAGUACGUUGUCUGGACGUAUACCGGUGUGUGGUAUGGCUUUGUCCCCACGUGGUGUUGCUUUAGGGUCUGGUAACAUUCACUUCCACCCUCCCCGUAAUGCCUUAGAUGGGAAUCCACACAGCUGUUUUUACACCAAGUCUGAAAAGCCGCGUUGGUGGAGACUAGACAUGAAGAAAACAUACCACGUGCUUUCAGUCGCUGUCACAAUACCUCUUGCAAAUUUGAUUCAGCAGUUCACCGUCUACGUAAUUGGCAUGAAGAACAACUAUCAGACAUGUUCAUCUUUUAAUGGCUUGUUUGCUUCGAGAAGGAGAAUUCUUGUUUGUGAGGGGGAUCGAGGAAUUUCUGGUCGGUAUAUUCACAUCAAAGACAACAGACCAAAAUACCGUUACUUUGGUAUAUGCGAGGUGGAGGUAUACGUAAUGAAAGACGUAACUUGUCCAACACUGACCUUGCUACAAAAUGGUAAAGUUAAAAUGACGGACUUUCCACGACAGCGACCAGGUCAGGGAAGUCGCGCGAUCUACUCUUGUGUAGAUGGCUACAUGUUGCAUGGUAAUGCCACCAGAGUGUGCCAAGAAGAUGGAAGCUGGAGUGGGAGAAGCCCUGUGUGUUUUGUCAGUGUAGAUGCAGUAAGAGGAACAUCAAGUUACUAUGGACAGCCUUCUGUUGCUAUCAUUACUGGAACAGUAUUAGUGAGUAGUCUCACCCUUCUUCUGCUGCUCUGUUUUCUUGUUAUAAAGAGGAGGAGAGGUGAUUUAGAAAAAUGUGCUGUUUAUCCAGAAAGUCUUGCAUCAAUUUCAUCUAGGAUUGAUACAAAGUCUUCAGCCGGCUGCUUAUGGUUCAAAGACAAGAUCUUUUGUGCUGAGCAUUCAUUAAAGAAUAACAGUCCAACUGUCAGCAAUCUCGGAAACAGUAAUGCUUCACAAAGCAGGGUCAACACUGAGUUGUUAGAUGAGAAUGAUUUGGUGGAGUUAUCCUACAACCCAGUAGAACCAUCAAGUUCAUGUAACAAAUGUUCUCUCUCGAACAUUUAUAAGAUACCCUUUAACAAAAGUGACCUUAAAAGCAUCGAAGAAAGAAAGAACUUAUCAAGUUUGACGAGACAUUCUAGCGAUACUAAACUUCCUGUAAAUGAGUUUAUCUUGUCCUCUGAUAAUCUGGUUGUGCCUUCUCUUCAGGAUAAAACUCCAAAAUCGUUGCUAACGAAAGAUCCAAGCAGUUCACGUGGCUUGAAAUCAGCCAAAAAUCAUGUUUGUUGUUCAAAAUGUGAAGCUUCAAGUGGCAGUGAAACUGCAUCUUUCAAAGAUUGCCAGGUUUUGUGCCUCAAGCCACAGGAACUUUCAAACAUCCCGGCAGAGGAAGGGUGUAAUAUCAGAAGGUACUCCAAUAAUGAAGACAUGCUUGUUGACCCCUGUAUUCUGAUUAACAACAGCAUCUAUGCUGGUGUUUUCACGCCCAGAGACAGUAUUGUUAUGAUGGAAAAUGACUUGUAUUCUCCUGUGUGAAUAAACGUUAAAUAUAGAUAAGUUAAGGAAGAUCCAACCAUGCGUUCAGUGGUAUUGAUAUCACAUAGAAAUUUUCUAUUGUGAUUACACUCUUCCCUUUUUUUAUUUGAUUAAAAAUGUAAAAUGACAAAAAUAUAUGGUUUGAUGGAUAAAAGAAUCUACUUAAAAUGUUUGGGAGCUACAUUUUUG
Limulus polyphemus (Atlantic horseshoe crab) is the source of this 2204-nucleotide messenger RNA. RefSeq lists its product as uncharacterized. Lineage: Eukaryota; Metazoa; Arthropoda; Merostomata; Xiphosura; Limulidae. Bases 300 to 2015 code for a protein of 571 amino acids. The record is from RefSeq and is a predicted model, not a curated record. The transcript has 10 exons.